Molecule: messenger RNA, 3546 nt
Organism: Telopea speciosissima
Lineage: Eukaryota; Viridiplantae; Streptophyta; Magnoliopsida; Proteales; Proteaceae
Product: disease resistance protein RUN1-like
Exons: 7
Coding region: 19-3546 (1175 amino acids)
Biological process (GO): defense response; signal transduction
Molecular function (GO): ATP hydrolysis activity; protein binding; ADP binding
Source: RefSeq, a predicted model, not a curated record
AGUAAGGGGUUGUUCCCAAUGGUGUACAAGAGAUUCCGAGAAGCCGUCUCCUCCCCGUCUUCCAUCUCUGUAUGGAAUCACGAUGUCUUCUUAAGUUUCAGUCCAGAAGAUACGCGCAACAAAAUCAUCAUCGAUGGCCUCUACAAUGCUUUGGUCCAUAGAGGGAUUCGCACUUUCAGAGAUGACGAAGACGAGGACAAGCGAGGAGUGAAACCUAUUGAAGAAUCGAUGAUCGCUAUAGUCAUUUUCUCAAGAAAAUACGUUUCUUCGAUGUGGUGUCUGGAUGAACUAGUGAAGAUAGUUGAUUGCAGAAGCAGCAAUGGUCUAACUGUUUUGCCUGUUUUCUGGGAUGUCGAUCCGUCGGAUGUACGAAAACAGAACGGUAGUUUGGAGGAAGCGUUUGCUAGACAUGAGGAGCGUUUUCAAGAGGAAAAAGAGAGGGUUCACGGGUGGAGGGCAACUCUUACUAAAGUGGCAAAUCUCUCUGGUUGGGAUCUGCAAAACGUUUCCAAUUUUGGGCAGGAGGCAAAAUUUAUUCAAGGAAUUGUUGAUGAUGUUUUGAUUAAACUAAGUCGAACACCAUUGAAGAUCACUAGUUACCUCAUUGGAAUAGAUUCCCGAGUUGCGAGGAUGAAUUCAUAUAUAAAUCUUUCCCCAUAUGAAUCUCGUAUCAUAGGGAUUUGUGGUAUUGGUGGAUUAGGUAAGACAACCAUUGCGAAGGCCGUAUAUAAUGAAAUUUAUAAUAGAUUUGAAGGUUGCAGUUUUCUUGAGAAUGUCAGAGAAGUUUCAAAACAACCCAAUGGUCUAAUUCAUUUACAAGAACAACUCCUUUCUGAUGUCCUAAUGAAGAAAAACCUGAAGAUAAGCAACGUUGCUAGAGGAAUAAGUAUGAUCAAACAAAGGCUUCACUACAAAAAGGUUCUUAUCUUUAUUGAUGAUGUAGAUCAUUCAGAGCAAUUAAAUGCAUUGGCUGUCAAGCUUGAUUCGUUUGGUAUGGGAAGUAGAAUCAUUGUCAUAUCACGGGAUGAACAUUUGCUAAACGAGGCUGAAGUGUGUGACAUUUACUAUCCUAAAGAGUUGGACUCUCAUGAAUCUCUUCAACUCUUCUGUUGGCAUGCAUUUAAGAAUGAUUCUCCACCAGAUGACUACAAGAAACUCUCACAGGAGAUGGUCGAUAAUGUCAAAGGAAUUCCAUUAGCUCUUGGGGUUGUGGGUUCUUUAAUGUUCAGCAAAAGUAGCUUAUCUGAAUGGGAGAAUGCAUUAGCCAAACUAAAAAGUACUCCUCAUGAUCAAAUUCAAAAAAAACUUAGAUUAAGUUUUGAUGAUUUGGAUGACACGGAGAAGGAUAUCUUCCUUGACAUCGCAUGCUUCUUUAUUGGAAUGGACCAAAGCUAUGUAUCUAAAAUACUAGAUGGAUGCAACUUGUUUCCAGUUAUUGGAAUCCGCGUUCUCAUUCAAAGAUCGCUUAUUACAAUUGAUGAAGACCAUAAACUAAGGAUACAUGAUCUUCUUCGAGAGAUGGCCAAGGAAAUUGUUCGUGAAGAAUCUCCUGAAGAACCAGGAAGACGUACAAGAUUGUGGUCACGAGAGGAUGUCUGUGAUGUACUGGCAAAACAUGAGGGAACUAAAUCUGUUGAAGGCAUCAUCCUUAACAUUUCUCAAAAUGAGGAUGUGUGUUUCAAUACUGAAGCAUUUGUAGACAUGCAUAAUCUAAGAUUGCUUCAACUCAAUUAUGUACACCUAAGGGGAGGGUAUGAACAUCUCUCUAAGGAAUUAAGAUGGCUUUGUUGGCAUGGAUUCCCUUUGAAUACUAUACCUUCCAAUUUUGACUUGGAGAAUCUUAUUGUUCUUCACAUGGAAAAUAGCAGUGUUAAAGAGGUUUGGAAGGAAAUCAAGCUGCUCAAAAGGUUGAAAAUCCUGAACCUUAGUCAUUCGAGGUACUUAACGAAAACCCCCAACUUCUCAGGAAUCCCCAAUCUUGAGGAACUGAUCCUUGAAGAUUGUACAAGUCUGGUUGAGGUUCACCGAUCCAUUGGGUAUCUUGACAAGCUUAUUGUCUUGAAUUUGAGAAACUGCAAUAACCUUAUGAAGCUUCCAGACAGCAUUGGUAUGUUGAGAUCUCUUGAGGAACUGAUCCUUCUAGAUUGCAUAAGUCUGGUUGAGGUUCACCAAUCCAUUGGGUAUCUUGACAAGCUUAGUGUCUUGAAUUUGAAUAACUGCAAUAAGCUUAUGAAGCUUCCUGACAGCAUUGGUAUGUUGAGAUCUCUUGAGAAACUCAGUCUCUAUGGUUGCUCGAAACAGGUGCGAUCUACUUCAUGGUUUUCAUUCCCCCAAUAUUUCAGUUCACUAAAAAGGCAGCGGACUUCUACCACUUUGCUUCCUGCUUCUUUCUCUGGUUUAUCCUCUUUGAAAAUUGUAAAUCUCAGUUACUGCAAUCUGUCAGAAGAUUUGAUUCCCAAUGAUUUCUGGAGCUUGCCAUCAUUGACACACUUAAUAUUGGAUGGGAACAGAUUUUGCACCCUACCAGCCAGCAUCAGACAUCUUUCUCAUCUUGAAUGGCUUACAUUGAGAAAUUGUAGAGAUCUGAAACUAAUGACAGAGCUUCCUUCAAGUUUAGUGUUUUUGAAUCUUGGAGGUUGCUCAACAAUGGAAACAUUACCAUCCAACAUCAGUGAUCUCUAUGGACUUUGGUAUCUUGAUUUGAACGGAUGUAAGAGGCUACAGUCAGUUCCAAAGCUUCCAUCACGCUUAGGCGAGUUGCGAACAAGCGGUUGCACAUCUUUGCAAGGAGUAGACAUUAAUAAGGACUUACAGUCUUUACGAGAUUUAGUUAUCAACUACGAUCACUUCUGUAGUAAAUCGGAUGAAAUAAGUUGCCUUCCUAAUCUUGAGCAUGAAAUUUUGGAAGGGUAUGAGAGGCCUCAAACACUGCCAAAGCUUCCAUCAAAUUUGCGUUCCUUGUUUGUAGAAGGUGACCCAUCGAAUUUGCUUGUCAAUUGCCAGGAGAUUACUAGCAUGGAAACUUCUCAAUCUGUACAAGGCAUCCACACAGAAGGUUGCCACCAUCUGGGGAACACUUUGAGGAAGAAUAGCCUUUUUCAGGAUAUACAUAGGAGAUUUGAAGUAUGGGGUAAUGGGAGUGAGAUUCCAAAAUGGAUCAGCCAUCAAAAUAUGGGGUCUUCGAUAUCAUUUGAGGUAUCAGACUGUUGUUCGGGUUGUAAGAUCCAAGGGUUGGAUGUAUCUGCUGUUUUUUCAGCUGGGAAAGAAUCUUCAAUCUUCCGUUCUAUUGCUGUAAUUUGUAGUAAAACCAAAAAUAUUCAAUGGGGGCCCGUUAUUGGACAGUACCCAUCUCCACUUCCACUAGAUCAAGACGGAUUGUUGUUACGCCAUAUUACAAUUCCUGAGCUUUGGGGUUUCUCAGGACACGAAGAUGGAUUUGGCGAUCACUUUGAAGUAGGGGAUCAAUUGGAGGUUUCAGUAAAAAUUGAGGCGUAUUAUCCUAACCUUCUUAAACUCUUCUAUAGUAAUAUGAAGGAAAAAGACUAG